Messenger RNA from Calypte anna (Anna's hummingbird), 2024 nucleotides. RefSeq names its product COMM domain containing 6 (gene COMMD6). The coding region runs from base 662 to 856 and encodes 64 amino acids. The record is from RefSeq and is a predicted model, not a curated record. NCBI's taxonomy places the organism in Eukaryota, Metazoa, Chordata, Aves, Apodiformes, Trochilidae. Gene Ontology annotation, molecular function: NF-kappaB binding. The transcript has 7 exons.
CCGCCCCACCCGGCGCUUGCUCCCAACCGUCGGGGUGUGCGUGGGACGGAGGUGCCCCGGGGCAAGUUACAGAGGGGGACUCUGCCCGGUUUCGGUUCCGGCUCUGGGGAUCCAAGCUCUCGUUUACCAAUAACACCAUUGCUCGCUCUGUGGCCGCCGGAGCCCCUCGCCCGGCGGGAAACGGGGAUGGAUGCGAAGCAGGCGCCAAAUGCCCGGGACGCCUGGGCUCCUCUGAAACGUCCUCCAAGUAGAUGAACCGCAAGCCGUGCACCGGCGAUGAGAUGUUGGUGGCACAGCAGAUAAGAUUAGUUUAAUACCUCAAGACUUUUUUGCAGAACUGUGUGAACAAAUAAUUCAACAUCUGAACCAUAAGAUCCCAGGUAUAAAUACAGCUGAGCUGUGUCAGAGAAUUCAAACAUCUGGGAUUGAGAUUAAUGCUGGUGACUUGGCAAAAAUAGCUAACAUUUUUUCCUUUCUUUUUAGCACAGCAGCCAGAAACAAUCUUUCUACGGAAGAACUUGUCAUCACCUUGGGCAAUGCAGUCAGCACCCUGCCAAAACAUGCACUUCAAGUUAUUCGACAUGUAUGGAACGAGCAGGGCAAAUCCAUCAGUGUGUCAGAAGAUGCAAGAAACAGGGCCUCAGUGGGGCAGUUUGUAGAUAUGAAAUGGAAGCUGGGAGUUGCAAUGAGCUCUGACACCUGCAGGUCUCUGAGGUUUCCUUACGUGGCAGUGACACUAAGUGUGGCAGACCCUUCAGGACAAGUAACAGACAAAUCUUUCGAAAUGUCGAUCCCACAGUUCAAGAAUUUCUUCAGACAGUUCAAGGAAAUGGCAGCUGUUCUUGAAACAGUUUGAAAAGAACUCCUAUUUACAUUGAAAGUUUGGACAGACUUAGGUCACGUAACCUUUCCGUUGUGCACAGGGAAUAAAGUGCCAUUGUUCAACAAGGUAUGUAUCCUUGUCUUUUUGACAGGAAUUUUUCAGCAUCCUCCUUGCACUGCUGUGAACACUUCUUCACUUUUGAGUACUUGAAGCAGCUCUGCAGUGUUUGUAAACAAAGCUGAAAACUUUUCAGCUUUGUUCAUCCUGGUGGACAAAAGAUCAGGAUGUGUACAGAAGGCAUCAUUGUAGACUUCCUAAUAUCCAGGAGUAAGAAACUGCUCAUUGAACCCCAGGGUGUGGAAAGACACCUGAAAAUAUUGACUGGGAAGAUAUUGAGAGAAGUGUAAAUCCCAUGUUAACAAUUUCUGUCUGUAAUACUGAGAUGCACUUGGACUCAACAAUAAUAUUAAGUAUAUGAAGCUACAUAUAACAAGCAUACAUUUAUUCUUGAAGAACAGCAAUGUCAAGUAGUUAGUUCCAGGUAUUUGCGGACCUAGGUUUCAGUCAUCUUUUAAUAACUGGAGAAUAUACUUGUCCUAACAGCUUUUUUAUUUAUAUAUUUGUUUGUUUGGCUUAUUUCCCACCACCUGGCCUUAUAAAAACUUAAUGCAUUAAGGUUUUCUGGAUACUCAAUUUAUUUUCUGAAAUGAAGCCCAGAGGCUAAUUUUAAAUAAGGGUAGAAAGGUGAAUUUAAUUCAAAAGCAUUUUAAUAUAUUUUUGCCUUUGCAAUUAAUCCAGCUUUAAUGUGUAUCACUCUUCUUGAUGUUUGAUGAGCAGUCUGCCUUGUAAUUAAAUUAGAAUAUUGAUGUAGUAGCCUCACUUCAAGCUCUGAACCAGAGAAGUCAAGAGGAAACUUGAACAUUCAGGCUGGAGUGUCAGCCAAGCUCAUCAGAGAAAGAACCACACUGAAAGUCAGCAAGAAUUCUUUACUUGUACUGAAUGACAGGGGUCCACUGGACUGUUGCACACACUCAGAUGAUGUCCUAACAAGCAAAAUUUUUUCUUUGAUUCUGAAGAUGGGAACAUUUCCAAAGGGCAAGUGAUAAAUCCACUGUGCUUGCAUGCUCUCUUCUUUGGUUUGUUGUGCGUUUAUUUUUUUUUAAUUGAGUUUUCCAUACAUAAAACACAAACUGCAAAUGUA